Staurois parvus is the source of this 971-nucleotide messenger RNA. Lineage: Eukaryota; Metazoa; Chordata; Amphibia; Anura; Ranidae. The record is from the annotation of a GenBank genome assembly.
AUGACUCCACUGGAUCCAAAAUUUGACCUUCGAGGAAUUGGUGCAGAAGUCAAUAGCCUUCACUUUCACUGCAGAGUUCAUAAAGCAUGUCCACCCCUUCUUUUCUCUGGGUCAUCCAGUGGGUUAAUUCAUGUUUGGAAUGUAAAUACACGAAGAACAGACGCUGUACUAAAUGGACAUGAUGGCAAAUCAGUUUACUGGAUUCAUACUCUUCCCAGCAAAGACUGUCUGAUGAGCCAGGGUCGUGAUCUGCAGAUACACACUUGGAAUUUGGCAGAAGGAAGGAAUGAAGUUACUGACUCUAUUGCUGUGGAUAGUGUUGGUUUUUGCAAGUGCUCAUUUUUAAAUAAUGAGAAUUGUUUACUAGCAAUGCCAGGAAAAGAAAGCUCACAGGUUCAGGUUAUCGACCUGGCAUCCAAAAAAAUAAUAGGCUGCAUGGACCCAGUUGCAGACAAGUGUGGAAUGGUGAUGUGCAUUAAACUGUGGCAGCCCAAGUCAGGGUCCAGUCCCUUGUUGAUUGUUGGAUAUGAAGAUGGUUCUGUUGUCCUCUGGAAUGUCCUUGAACAAAAAUUAAUGAGCAGAAUUAUGUGCCACAAGGAACCUAUUAUGAGCCUUGACUUUGACUUCAUGAAUUCCAAGGGGUAUCGGGAUCCUCUGAAAAAACACUGAGUGUUUGGGCUCUUGACGAGCAGCAGAACCUCAAGACCUGUAAAGCCCAGGAAAUCAUCAAUCCAGGCAUUGCUGAUGUCGCAUUGAGGCAAGACAGGAAGAUCCUGGCAACUGCAGGUUGGGACUUCCGCGUUCGCAUUUUUGGAUGGAAGAAGAUGAAGCCAUUAGCUGUUCUCCAGUACCAUUCAGCAAGUGUGCACUGUGUGGCUUUUUCAGACCAUAUUAUACCUGAAGAACGACUGCUGGCUGCUGGAUCAAAAGAUCAUCGUAUUAGUAUAUGGUCAAUAUAUUCAGAAACAUAG